AUCCCUAUCUCGGGCUUGCCUGCUCCUGAUCAGCCUUGAAUCAAGCCAAGGCUUCACUUCAAAUCCCCAGUGACCUGGUCUCUAAGCUCCUCCCCUUCUUGUAGUGCUUGGGUCGCGGCCAGCUUUACCUGUUCGCCGGUGCUCGUUUCGGCUGUGGUUAAUCAUUUCGCCGGCUGUUUAUUUUCAGCCCACAGCUGCAGAUGGCCGAUCCUGCUGUUGAUCCGGCACCUGCCGCAGCUCCCGCGGCUGCAGAGCAAGCCACAGCUGAUGGUGAAGAGAAGAUCAGCAAGAGCGAGCUGAAGCGUCGGCUCAAGGCGGAGCAGAAGGCGAAGGAGAAGGAGGAGAAGGACCGACUCAAGGCGGAGAAGGCCGCGGCUCAAGGUGCAGCUGGGGACAAGGCGAAGACCAAGGUCGCAGAGGAGGACGAGGAAGAGGACCCCAAUAAGUACCAUGAGAACCGACUGGCCUACAUCACAGAGAUCCAGGCGGCAGGCGGCAACCCCUACCCGCACAAGUUCCACGUCUCCACGCGCCUGCCAGAGUACCUCGCCAAGUACUCAACCCUGGAAAGCGGACAGCAGCUGCCGGACGAGCAGGUCUCGCUGGCCGGCCGCGUCAUGCGACGGGCGGCGUCGGGCGGCCGGCUUGUCUUUUAUGACCUCCAUGCGGACGGCUGCAAAGUGCAAGUCAUGGCCGACGCCAGGAACUGGGAGGCAGGCGAGGAGGAGUUCACUCGCCUGCAUGGGACAGUCAAGCGGGGGGACAUCGUGGGCAUCUCAGGCUUCCCCGGGAAGAGCAAGCGCGGCGAGCUCAGCGUGUUCCCCCGCAGCAUGCUGGUGCUGGCGCCGUGUCUGCACAUGAUGCCCAAGGAGAAGAAGAAGGCGCCUGGUGCUGCUGGUGCUGCUGGCGCUGCUCCUGCUGCCACUGCACAGGCUGAUGGUCCCACCACAGCUGCCCUUUGGGCACCGGGUCUUCCCCGUAACCCCGAGCACUACAUUCUCAAGGACCAGGAGACGCGCUACCGGGCGCGGUACCUGGACCUGCUGGUGAACCCGGACAUCCGCCACGUGUUCCAGACGCGCGCCAAGGUGGUCUCGUACCUGCGCAGGUUCUUCGACGGAAGAGACUUCCUCGAGGUGGAGACCCCCAUGAUGCACAUGGUGGCAGGAGGCGCAGCUGCCCGCCCCUUCAAGACGGAGCACAACGACCUCAACAUGACGCUCUUCAUGCGCAUUGCGCCCGAACUAUUCCUCAAGGAGCUCGUGGUGGGCGGGCUGGACCGCGUGUACGAGAUCGGCAAGCAGUUCAGGAACGAGGGGAUUGACUUGACGCACAAUCCGGAGUUCACCACUAUCGAGUUUUAUGCAGCAUACCUGGACUACAACGAUCUCAUGGUUCUGACGGAGGAGCUCCUUUCAGGCAUGGUGAAGGACAUCACAGGCAGCUACAAGAUCCAGUACCACAGCAACGGGCUCGACAAGGACCCUGUGGAGAUCGACUUCACCCCGCCAUUCAAGCGCAUCCCCAUGAUCCAGGGCCUGAGGGACAUCGGGGGGCUCACAGACCUGCCAACGAACCUGGAGACAGAGGAGGCGAGGCAGUACCUGGAGGCCAUGUGCGAGAAGCACCACGUGCAGUGCCCCCCUCCUCUCACUACCGCUCGGUUGCUGGAUAAGCUGGUGGGCCAUUUCAUCGAGCCAAAGUGCGUCAGCCCGACGUUCAUCAUUGACCAUCCUCAGAUCAUGUCGCCCCUCGCCAAGUGGCAUCGCGCGGACGUCAACCUCUCCGAGCGCUUCGAGCUCUUCGUCAACUGCCAUGAGGUGUGCAACGCUUACACGGAACUGAAUGAUCCAAUCAGGCAGCGCCAGCUGUUCGCCAACCAGGGCAAGGAUCGGGCGGCUGGUGAUGAUGAGGCGAUGAAGAAGGACGAUGACUUCUGCACUGCUCUUGAGUACGGCUUGCCGCCUACAGGAGGGUGGGGCAUGGGUGUGGACCGGCUGACCAUGAUUCUGACGGACUCGAUCAACAUCAAGGAAGUCCUCUUGUUCCCUGCUAUGAAGCCCAAGGCUGAUCAAUUGCCAACCGGCGCCGCAGCUGCUCCUGCUGCUCCUUCAGCUCCCAAUGCUUGAUCAUUCAGCACUGUCCGCCCGUAGUAGCAGUACCUGAGAGCUGGGCUUGUCGAGUUGGCUUUACACAAAUUCUGUUAGGACGAUAUAAAUCUGUUGGCAUUUCUGAUUAUGCGGUGCCUGGUUUUAGCCAUGACGACGCCUAACGUUACCUUCAAACGCGUAUUUCUGUGGUUCGAAAUGUGAGUUAUGGUGCGAACAUGCCGA
Closterium sp. NIES-67 is the source of this 2333-nucleotide messenger RNA. The record is from the annotation of a GenBank genome assembly. Lineage: Eukaryota; Viridiplantae; Streptophyta; Zygnematophyceae; Desmidiales; Closteriaceae.